Cuscuta epithymum is the source of this 2561-nucleotide messenger RNA. The record is from the annotation of a GenBank genome assembly. NCBI's taxonomy places the organism in Eukaryota, Viridiplantae, Streptophyta, Magnoliopsida, Solanales, Convolvulaceae.
AGAAAGCAGAACUUGGGAAAGACCGAAAGACGAAUCCAAUUUCCACAAACCAAAGUCAAUAAAGGCUGUAUCUGAAAAAACGGAGUUUGGAGGGAAAAUGUCGACCAAAAGGGUUUGACUCUCAAUCCUCCGCGGUUUUGGGCCAACUUUUCUUACUUUUCUUUUUAAAAUGCGUUAACGCUGAAUCAAAUUCUCAACCCCCCUUGAAAUCUUUCAAAUAUCUAAUCGAUUUUCCAAAUACUUUAGAUUUAUCAAAUUUCCCCUCUACAUUCCAUAACUUUCUGGAACCGCAGUUGCAAUUUAGUUUUCUUGCAAAGAAAGUUAUAGCUUUCUUUGGUUUACCCACACCUAAUUUUGAUUCUGCGAGAUCUAGGCUUAUACUUAUAAUAAUCCCUCGUUUGAUCGAUCGAUUUGUACUUUUUUCUAUAAUGAUCAGAUUUUUGUUAUUGUGAUCCACUGUGGGUUUUGGAGUGCUACUCUUUAUAGUCAACAAUCCAAGAAGGCUUAAGCUUUAGCUGGGAAAGAUUCAAUCUUUGUUUGUGUUCAAGUGACAAUUUGAACAAAGGUCUGAUCUUUAGCCACUGUGGAUCAAUGGGUAAUUGUUGUGCCUCGCCAAAAACUUCUGAUGAAAUUAGAGAAAAAAAGAAAAACCGAUUUUCUUCUGAUAGUUCACAUGUGAAUAAAGAUGGUAACCAGAAGUUCUAUGUGCUGGAGAACCCAACAGGGGAUGAUAUUAUGGCAACUUAUAAGCUGGGGCAUGAGCUUGGCCGUGGAGAGUUCGGGGUUACCUAUUUGUGUACGAAUAAAUCAACUGGGGAGCAUUUAGCUUGCAAAUCAAUUUCCAAGAAGAAGCUACGAACUCAAGUAGAUAUUGAUGAUGUGAAGAGAGAGGUUCAGAUCAUGAAGCUUUUGCCUAGGCAUCCCAACAUUGUGAGCUUGAAGGACACCUAUGAGGAUGAUCAUGCUGUCCACUUAGUGAUGGAGUUGUGUGAGGGCGGCGAGUUGUUUGAUCGGAUUGUUGCAAGGGGGCAUUAUACUGAGAGGGCUGCUGCAGUUGUGACUCACACCAUUGUUGAAGUUAUUCAGAUGUGCCAUAAGAAUGGAGUCAUGCAUCGUGAUCUCAAACCUGAAAACUUCCUGUUUGCAAACAAGAAGGAAACCGCUGCAUUAAAGGCCAUUGACUUUGGGCUUUCAGUGACUUUUAAGCCUGGCGAGACAUUUAAGGAGAUUGUUGGAAGUCCAUAUUACAUGGCUCCAGAGGUUCUGAAAAGAAAUUAUGGUCCUGAAGUGGAUGUGUGGAGUGCUGGUGUUAUUCUAUACAUCCUACUAUGUGGAGUCCCACCAUUUUGGGCAGAAACUGAAAAAGGAGUUGCUCAAGCAAUCAUACGGUCAGUUGUGGAUUUAAAAAAGGAUCCUUGGCCUAAGGUUUCCGACAAUGCUAAAGAUCUUGUUAAGAAGAUGCUCAACCCUGACCCCACCAAGAGGCUCACAGCUCUGGAAGUCUUAGAUCAUCCUUGGUUGCAAAAUGCACAGAAGGCUCCUAAUGUUUCUCUGGGAGAAACGGUGAUAGCAAGGCUUAAGCAAUUCUCAAUGAUGAACAAGCUGAAGAAAAGAGCUCUAAAGGUUAUAGCCGAGCAUUUAUCAGUGGAGGAAAUGGCUGGAAUAAAAGAAGUAUUCAAAUUAAUGGAUACAAGCAACAAUGGGAAGAUUAACAUGAAUGAGUUGAGAGUUGGAAUGCAAAAACUUGGCCAUCAAAUCACUGAUUCUGAGCUACAAAUACUUAUGGAAGCUGGUGAUACUGAUAAAGAUGGGUAUUUAGAUUAUGGGGAGUUUGUGGCAGUUUCCGUCCACAUUAGGAAAUUGGGCACUGAAGACCACUUGAAGAAAGCUUUUGAUUAUUUUGAUAAGAACCAGACUGGGUAUAUAGAGAUUGAGGAACUACGUGAUGCCUUGGCAGAUGAGAUUGAUUCUAACAGUGAAGAAAUUAUUAAUGCUAUAAUGCAAGAUGUUGAUACAAAUAAGGAUGGUCGCAUAAGCUACAUUGAGUUUGAUGUGAUGAUGAAGGCAGGCACAGACUGGAGAAAGGCUUCGCGACAAUAUUCACGAGAGCGGUAUAACAGUCUCAGCUUGAAGUUAAUGAAGGAUGGAUCCUUCAGCUAAUGUCCUUUUAUAUUAAGACAUGUAUAUGUGUGUGUGUUCGAUCAUCGACAUUAUUUUUUCCAUUUUCUUCAUUUCUUGUAUUUUGUGUUUUGCAUUUUUUUAUCUACUUCGUUGUUUGGCUAGAGACCCUCAAUACGUUCUUGAGGUUUAGAGUUUGAAGAAUGGUGACAUUGUCAUUUGCUUGUAAAUAUAAGUAUAUAGUUCUUGCUCAAGAACAUGUAGAGGUUCGGAAGAGCUAAAAAUGUUUCACUAUCUACGGUUGAUUGUGUUUAGUGUAUAUAUACACAUCGAACAUGAGAAUAGAAGGAUUCUGUGAAAAGAGUAUGUUACAAUUUGGAUUAUUUUACAGACAAAAGUUAGCCACAAGGGGAUUAAUUUGAUGAGUUACGGGUUCUUAUCAA